CCUUUCGUCUUCGUUAUGCAGGUUGGUGAGCGUUUCAGCCUCUUUGCUAAAAAGUCUAACAACUACUUCUUAGUACAGCUGCCAAGCCCACAGUGCCUUAACGCUGUUCUUGCUGAUUGUUUUCAUGUCGUUUUUUCGCUGUUACUCCUACUUUCCGGUGAUAUAGAAACUAACCCCGGUCCGGAUAAUGCAGCUAUCCUCGCAGAGCUAAAGAAGAUAUCUACUGGCCAGUCCAAGCUUAUUUCUGAGGUUCAAGAUCUGAAAUCUCAGUUAUUAGCGACAGACAGAAAUGUAUCUGACCUCGGCAAACGAAUGGCCGUACUUGAGAGCCAUUACGAAAGCCUUAAAACACUUAAAACAGACACAGAAGUUCUCCGCGCCGACGCAACUAAAGCUACUCGCUCAAUUUCAAAACUGGAGGCACGUUUUGAUGAUGCGGAAAACCGAACGCGACGGAACAACUUGGUAUUCUACGGUAUCCCUGAAACUACACCUGAAUCGUACGCACAAUCAGAACAACUUAUCAUUAAACAUUGCCGCGAGCAUUUAGAUAUACACAUCGACACAAAAGAGAUAGAGCGCGCCCAUCGUCUCGGACGUCAUUCGAACGACAAACCCCGUCCAAUAAUAACAAAAUUCACAUUUUUCAAAACAAAAGAAACUGUCCUGUCGAGCGCCCGGAAACUAAAAGGUACCAAUUAUAGUAUUGGCGAAGAUUUUUCUCGUGCAGUUCGAAUUGCUCGCAGCCAGCUCGUUGCAUUUGCCAGAAAGCAAUCUGCCCCAUUUAAUCUGCGCUACAAAACAUUGCACAUCGGACCGAAGCGCUACGUGUUUGAUAGCGUAUCUGAAACUGUAAGAGAAGUGCUAUAG
Dermacentor albipictus is the source of this 870-nucleotide messenger RNA. The record is from RefSeq and is a predicted model, not a curated record. NCBI's taxonomy places the organism in Eukaryota, Metazoa, Arthropoda, Arachnida, Ixodida, Ixodidae.